AUAUUCACUAUGGAUUAGUAAUAAGAGUGUUGAAUGGAUCCUAUUUUGUGGAGAGCUGUAAAUAUGGCUUUGAUGGAGGUGAGAAUAUAUAGUAUGGACUCUCGGGAUUCUUCCUCAAGUGGCAAUUUUUUUGUUCAGAGCCCUCGAUAACAUAUUAACAUGGAUGCAGGGAGAGGACUAUCCUAAUUUGUGGAAGGUAACCCCUGAGACAGCGGAUCAUCUUGAUAUUCAUUUUCGGCUCAUCUGCUUUUCGGGUAUAUUCCUGUCUCAGUUUGGUACUGCUUAUCCCUGUGAUCCAAGAAGUUUCCUUUCAUGGCACUCGAGGGCUUGGGGCAGGAGAACAAGCAGUGGAGGAUUAUCCCUAGAGCUAAUGUUGGGUGGAUCUUGUAGGAGAGACUGGGGAAUGUUUGACAUUUUGAUUGUUGGUGAACAUGGUGGCAAAAGGAUUGUCUUAUGUAGUAUGUUCUUGGAGUUCUGCAUUAGAGGACUUCAAUGGGUUGGGGUACAUAAUCUGGAUAUCUUAGUUUAGUUUUUUUACACCUAUGGGCAGCCGUUAUUUGUUGUACAUUGGUAUAGGUUUUUUAAACUUUAUUUAUGCAUUCUACAUACAAGAAAGCAAGGAUGUGCAUUUUAAAUUACAAUACUCUGUUUGCCUAUGUUAUCUGUUCAGUUAUUUUGUACUAAAGAUAUUUUGUUGCA
This is a messenger RNA of Rubroshorea leprosula, 699 nucleotides long. The record is from the annotation of a GenBank genome assembly. Lineage: Eukaryota; Viridiplantae; Streptophyta; Magnoliopsida; Malvales; Dipterocarpaceae.